Paramuricea clavata is the source of this 417-nucleotide messenger RNA. The record is from the annotation of a GenBank genome assembly. Lineage: Eukaryota; Metazoa; Cnidaria; Anthozoa; Malacalcyonacea; Plexauridae.
AUGUGGACUGAUCCGUUUACCGUACUUUGUUGGAUACAAAAUGAUAAACCGUGCAAACAGUACAUACAGAGAAGAGUCGACCAAAUUCAAAAACUCGUUGGAGAGGAUAAAUGGAUGUUCUGCCCAGGACAAUUUAACAUUGCAGACUUACAUUCGCGAGGUUGUAGUGGAGCAGCACUCGUUAAAAACGACGAAUGGUUCCAUGGUCCUAAAUUCCUGAAGUUAUCAGAAGAAAACUGGCCGAAACAUCCUCGACGUAAUGGAGCAGAAAGUGAAAUCGCAUUAUCGGAAACGGUGAAAUCAGUCAACAAGUCAACAACUCAUUCCCUUGCAGUCUUAGAGAAGAAACAUACCACAGUUAGUGUCGGGAAGGUGGUGGAUUGUCAUCGAUAUAGUUCGAGAACACGAUUAUUAUGA